This is a messenger RNA of Saimiri boliviensis boliviensis (Bolivian squirrel monkey), 5327 nucleotides long. The record is from RefSeq and is a predicted model, not a curated record. Lineage: Eukaryota; Metazoa; Chordata; Mammalia; Primates; Cebidae.
UGCUCUGUUCCGCAGAGCUGCGCGUGCUCUGUUCCCCAGCGCAACGCGAAGGUUGUCGGGAUCCGCGGCAGCGGCGGCUAGAGGUUGGUCACUAGUCCCUGCGGGCGGCGGCGGCCUGGGGCGGCGUGGCGUUUGGUGGGCAGGUACACUGAUCCUGAAGUACUAUGAUCUUUCAGAAACUCUGGAGAAACUACAGAGUUCUGGUUGUUAUGGUCCCUGUAAUUGGGCUCGUACAUUUGGGAUGGUACAAAAUCCAAAGCAGCCCUAUUUUCCAAAUACCUCACAAGGACGACAUUCCUGAGCAAGAUAGUCUUCAACUUGAAAAUCUGCAGAAGAGCCAAAUCCAAGGGAAGUAGCAGGCUUGCGGUCUUCAGAUAAAGAAGCAGCUUUGAAUCUGAGCUUCAUUUCAAAAGAAGAGAUGAAAAAUACCAGUUGGAUUAGAAAGAACUGGAUUCUUGUAGCUGGGAUGUCUUUCAUAGGUAUCCAUCUUGGAACCUACUUUUUACAGAGGUCUGCAAAGCAGUCUGUAAAAUCUCAGUCUCAAAUCAAACAAAAGAGUAUUGAAGAGUGAAGUAAAAUAAAUAUUUGGAAUUGCUGACUUGUUAUUAAAUCAUUAUAUGCUGAUUUAGCUUCAUAAACAUUGAACUGCUUGAUUUUAUAGCCACAAUGCUGCAUAUUUAUACUUUAAUUCCUAAAGAAUAAUUUUUUAUGUUAACACAUGAUAAUGCAAUAAAUAGAAAAAUGUGGUUUACAUAGUAAAAACGGUCUUUACAAGUUAUCACCUGAAGUAAGAUGUCUCGUUUAGAUACUAAGAAGCCAUCACUGUGUAAGAGUGAACCACUGACAAAUGAGAGAGUCAGGACCACACUUUCUGUCUUGAAAAGAAUUGUAACAUCGUGCUAUGGCCCUUCAGGUAGGCUGAAGCAGCUGCACAAUGGCUCUGGAGGUUACGUGUGCACAACCUCACAGUCCUCAGCCCUGCUCAGUCACCUUUCGGUCACACAUCCCAUAUUAAAGAUCCUGACAACCUCCGUGCAGAAUCACGUGUCAAGCUUCAGUGAUUGUGGCUUAUUCACAGCCAUUCUUUGCUGCAACCUGAUUGAAAAUGUUCAGAGAUUAGGCUUGACACCCACCACUGUCAUUAGUUUAAAUAAACAUCUUUUGAGUGUCUGCAUCAGUUAUCUCAAGUCUGAGACCUGUGGUUGUCGAAUCCCAGUCGACUUCAGUAGUACUCAGAUCCUCCUUUGUUUGGUGCGCAGUAUAUUAACGAGUAAACCUGCCUGUACACUCACCAGAGCGGAAACAGAGCAUGUCAGUGCUUUGAUUCUGAGAGCCUUUUUGCUUACAAUUCCAGAAAAUGCUGAAGGCCACAUCAUUUUAGGAAAGAGUUUAAUUGUACCUUUAAAAGGUCAAAGAGUUAUAGAUUCCACCGUAUUACCUGGGAUACUCAUUGAAAUGUCCGAAGUUCAAUUAAUGAGGUUAUUACCUAUCAAAAAAUCAACUGCCCUCAAGGUGGCACUGUUUUGUACAACUUUAUCUGGAGACAUUUCCGACACUGGAGAAGGAACUGUGGUGCUCAGUUAUGGGGUUUCUCUUGAAAAUGCAGUCCUGGACCAGCUGCUUAACCUAGGAAGGCAGCUAGUCAGUGACCACGUAGAUCUUGUCCUCUGCCAAAAAGUAAUACAUCCAUCUUUGAAGCAGUUUCUCAGUAUGCAUCGUGUUAUUGCCAUAGACAGAAUUGGAGUGACUCUGAUGGAACCCCUGACUAAAAUAACAGGAACACAGCCUAUUGGAUCUCUAGGCUCAAUAUCUCCUAACAGUUAUGGAAGUGUGAAAGAAGUGUGCACUGCAAAAUUUGGCUCCAAACAUUUUGUUCAUCUUAUUCCUAAUGAAGCAACAAUCUGCAGCUUACUUCUCUGCAACAGAAAUGACACUGCCUGGGAUGAGCUAAAGCUCACAUGUCAGACGGCACUGCAUGUCCUGCAAUUAACCCUCAAGGAACCAUGGGCUUUGUUGGGAGGUGGCUGUACUGAAACUCAUUUGGCUGCAUACAUCAGACACAAGACUCACAACAACCCAGAAAGCAUUCUCAAAGAUGAUGAAUGUACUCAAACAGAACUUCAGCUAAUUGCUGAAGCAUUUUGCAGUGCUCUCGAAUCUGUUGUUCGCUCUUUAGAACAUGAUGGAGGUGAAAUUCUCACUGACAUGAAGUAUGGACACCUUUGGUCUGUUCAAGCAGAUUCUCCCUGCCUUGUUAACUGGCCAGAUUUGCUUUCACAGUGUGGUUGUGGAUUAUACAAUAGCCAGGAAGAACUCAGCUGGUCUUUCUUAAGAAGUACAUAUCAUCCUUUUGUGCCACAAACCUGCCUUUCACAAGAAGCUGUAGGCUCAGUCAGCAACCUGACCUUGGAUUGUUUGACUGCUAAGCUUAGUGGCCUACAGGUGGCUGUAGAGACAGCCAACUUGAUUUUGGAUCUUUCAUAUGUUAUUGAAGAUAAAAACUAAGAGAAUAGCGUGUUUGUAUUUCAAAAGAAGCAAACCAGUCUGGUGUCAAUUAAGAAAAAUUGUGCGUGUGUUUGUUCUCUCCCAAAGGCCUAUUCUGUGUAUUUGGACAAAUGACUCGUAAAAUUAUAGAUAUACUGAUUUAGGAAAAAAGAUGAUUCGUGAAUAGAAAUGCCGUAAAAUAAUAAAAAUACAAAUAAUUAUUCAUUUAAAAAUAUUUUAGUUAUCUUAGGGAUUCUAAGUGGCUGCUGUACAUUGUUCUAAAUUUUUGUUAUUAUUUUGACAUCAAUUUUGAGAACAAACAGAAAUUAAAAAGACUUCUAAUCCAUACUCCAGUUUGGAUACAUAGUUUAGAUAUUUUCUAGUUAGUAGUAGUUACAUAUACUUAAAUAAUAAAACUAGAUUUCAAAGUCUCAUAAAACAUUCAGUAUAUAUUGCCCAUCAAAAGAAGUAUUCAUACUGCACAUUUAGUAAAAUUUCACUUUUCACAGUGCCCUUUAUCUCAGCCUAGAUUCUUCAGUGGUUAGGUAAUUGAUGUAGAACCUGGUUUGCCUGCAGUUGCUAGUUUGUAUCACAGCUCCACAUUUUUGUUAUUUGGGGGAAAUGUUUGCUUUUGGGGGGGGGGGAAGUAGGUUUAUAUAGUAACUAAGGCGAAAGCAACUUUGUAAUGUCUUCAUUUUUAAAGUGGGAGGAGGAACUGGUUUGUUUUCGACGGGGGUUUCUCAGACUUGGCAUUAUUGACAUUCUGGACCCCAUAAUUCUUUGUUGUGCGGAGGCUGCCCUGUGCAUCACAGCUUAUUUAGCACAUCCCUGGCCUCUGCACACUAGAUGCCAGUAGCACACUCCUGUUGUGACAACCAAAACUGUCUCCAGACAUUGUAAAAUGUCCCCCAAAGAGCAAAAUUGUCAUUGGUUGAGAACCAUUGACUGACAGAAAAGGAAGGACAAUAAGAGGUAUUCUACCAGGACUUCAGGAAGCAGCCUGAAGGCAGUGGAAGUUAUUUCUCUAGUCACUAGUAUGAAAAAGAAACUAGAAAGGCUCCCAUAUUCAAAGUAGAGACACUAUGUUUCACGAAGGGAUGCAAUUUGAAUUUUAUGCCAAUAUAAGAUGUAUUGAUAAAUUGAAGAAGAAAUAUAGAAGGCAGCUAGAUGAAUUAGUAUGGAUAAGAAAUGUUACAUUAAACUUUAGGAAAACAUUUUGGAAAUUUUUGGGAAACGAACCAACCUAAUAGUCAAUGAUCAGAUCUAUAGCUGUGAUAAAGAGAAAUAUAAUUGUUAAGCAAUCCAAUAUUCUUGUAAUCAAAAAUAAUUUUACUCUGAGCCAAAGAAAAAAAUCACAAUACAAAGAGCAAUGCCAUCCAUACAUGUUAAAUAUCAGCCCACCUGAAGUCUCAUGGACUAUUAAAAGUGUUACUUCUUUUAUUAUUAGAGUCAAACAGAAGGACACUGUGGUAGGCAGCCUCUAAGGUGGCCCCCAGUGAUCCCCACCUCCUGGUUUCAGACCUUGCAUAAUUUCCUCCCCUUGUGUAUGGGCUGGAUUUAGUGACUCCUUUAUGCCUCCCAUUUCCCAUCUUUGUUGACAGAAUGUUAUGGUGAUGACUGUGGUUAUGCCUUAUCCAUGAUUUUAUGCUGUGAGUAGAAGGCAGAUACCUUGUCUCUAGUUUCAUGGAUCUAUAGAUGGAAAGCAACGGUGCUCUAGGAACUGUACUUAAAGAAUUAUCCCCUGAGGAAGCCUGGGGCAAUUCCAAUUAUGAGAUCACCCUGGCUCGAUUCCAGUUAUGAGAUUCUGAACUUUGAGCUGAUGUUAUGCAAAAGUAAAACUCUUGAGGAUCUGAGGAGUAGGGGGAAUGUAUUUUGCAUGUAGUAGGCAGCCUCCUAAGAUGGCUCCCAAUAAUCCCAUUUCCUGGCAGUCCACCCUCUGGUUGUAGGUGGGACCUAGUGACUAGCUUCUAAUGAAUAGAAUACAACGGAAGGGACGGGAUGUCACUUCUGAUAUUUGGUGGUAAAAAGAUGAGUUUAUCUUUUGAUGCCUUCUCUCUCAAUGAAAGCCAACUGUCAUGUUGGGAACUGCCCCCUGGAGAGGCCUACAUAGCAAGGGUUGAGUGAGGCUUCUAGCCAACAGCUCAAAAGGAACUGAAUCCUACCAACAACCACAAGAGUGAAUUUGGAAGCAAUUUCUCCCCAGUGGAACUUUGAGAUGAGUGUAGCCCUGCCACUGGAGCCACAGGAGAGACCCUGAAGCAGAAAAGCCAGCUAAGUUGUUUCCAGGUUGGUUCCUGACCCACAAAAUCUGUGAGAAAAUAAAUGUUGUUUUAAGUGAAAUUUGGGGUGUACUUUGUUAUACAGCAAUAGAUACCUAAUAAAGGCAAGAGGAAGCGCAUAUUUGUAAUAAAGUAGUUACUGAAAACGUAGUCACACAAAUGGAAAAAAGCAUUCUUGAUGCCAUGCCUUUGCAUUUUCAUCAUCUCCCCAAACCUGAAAGAAGGGUUCUUCAUGACAUGUGUUUACAGUGGUCACUGAAGAAGGUGUGUCACAUAGGAGUUGGGAAUUGUCCUGGUUCUCCUUGUCCUUACCCUGCAUUUUUUCAAGCUCCUCCAAGAAGGGGUGACACCGUGAACCUCUCCAACUGAUCUUAUAGAUUAGCGGUUUCCACUUUUCAUGAUAGUGAUUUUUAAAAUUCGGUCAUUUUUAGUUCUGCCGUAAAAUUCGAUGAAACAUCAAUGCUGUUAUUUUGAAUAUAUCACAAAUUAGUUAAAAUAUAUUUAUAAAUGCCUCUGUGUUUCAUAAAGUUGUAAUAAUCCUUAGUAGAAAACACUGGAAAUAGA